AUGUUUCCUCAUCUGAUACUUUCUUUCUUCUUCUUUUUCGUCCUUCCCGGUCUCUUGUUCUUCUUCCUCGGCCACUCGUCUACAGGUUCGAAGAAGAAAGAGACAGGUUCUGCAUCAAACAUUUCUCAACCAAAAGUAUACCCGUUUAUUGGUUCUUAUCUAGCCGUCAAAUCCCUCGGUAACCGCCGUAUUCAGUGGUUGUCCGAUGUCCUCAAAAACUCACCCUCUGCCACUUUCACCCUCCACAGCCCCUUGGGCCGCCGGAACAUCUUCACUGGCAACCCAGCCACCGUAGAGUACAUUCUCAAGACCCGUUUCUCCAAUUACGGAAAGGGCAUCACCACUACUACCAUUCUCUCCGAUUUCCUGGGCACAGGAAUCUUCAACGCGGAUGGCGACAAGUGGAAGUUUCAGAGACAGGUGGCCAGCCAGGAAUUCAACACAAAGUCUCUCCGGAAAUUCGUGGAGCAAGUGGUGGAUGCUGAACUCUCCAACCGUCUCCUCCCCAUCCUCGCUUCAGCCGCAGCAAAGCAAGACCAAACCCUCGAUUUCCAAGACAUUCUCCAACGUUUCGCGUUUGACAACAUCUGCAAAAUCUCGUUCGGCUUCGACCCCGAGUACCUGACACCGUCCGUUGAACGAAGCAGAUUCGCGCGAGCCUUCGAAGAAGCGACAGAGAUCAGCAGCAACCGGUUCCGCGAGCCUUUGUGGUUAGUGUGGAAAUUGAAGAGAGUACUUAACAUAGGUUCGGAAAAGCGAUUGCGAAUGGCAGUAAGGGAAGUGCGCGAGUUCGCGAAGAACAUAGUGAGAGAGAAGAAGAGGGAACUGAAGGAGAAGGAAUCGCUUGAAUCGGUGGACAUGCUUUCGCGGUUCUUGAGUUCGGGACACUCUAAUGAAGACUUCGUGACGGACAUAGUCAUAAGUUUCAUAUUGGCAGGGAAGGAUACCACGUCAGCUGCGCUGACGUGGUUUUUCUGGCUGCUGUCGAAGAACCCGCGCGUGGAGAAGGAGAUUGUGAAUGAGAUAAUGGAAAAAUCGGAGGUUCCAGUGUACGAUGAAGUGAAGAAUAUGAUUUACACUCAUGCAGCGCUGUGUGAAAGCAUGAGGCUGUACCCUCCGGUUCCGACGGAUGUGAAGGAAGCAAUGGGCGACGACGUUUUGCCGGAUGGGACGGUAGUGAAGAAGGGGAUGUUGGUGACGUAUCACGUGUACGCCAUGGGGAGGUUGGAGAGUAUUUGGGGUGAGGAUUGGGCGGAGUUUAAGCCAGAGAGGUGGUUAGAGAAGGUUGAAUCCGGAAAGUGGAGAUUUAUGGGAAGGGAUUCGUUCACCUAUCCAGUGUUUCAGGCGGGUCCAAGGAUUUGCUUGGGGAAGGAAAUGGCUUUUAUGCAGAUGAAGAGGAUGGUGGCUGGCGUUCUCAGGCGGUUCACGGUGGUUCCCGCGGUUGCUCAAGAGGUCGAGCCUCACUACUUUUCGUUCUUGACUUCUCUUAUGGAAGGUGGCUUCCCGGUCAAGAUCGUUCAAAGGGUUCCUUCAAAUUGA
Messenger RNA from Sphenostylis stenocarpa, 1539 nucleotides. Lineage: Eukaryota; Viridiplantae; Streptophyta; Magnoliopsida; Fabales; Fabaceae. The record is from the annotation of a GenBank genome assembly.